This is a messenger RNA of Scedosporium apiospermum, 1290 nucleotides long. RefSeq lists its product as uncharacterized. The coding region runs from base 1 to 1290 and encodes 429 amino acids. The transcript has 5 exons. NCBI's taxonomy places the organism in Eukaryota, Fungi, Ascomycota, Sordariomycetes, Microascales, Microascaceae. Gene Ontology annotation, molecular function: carboxylic ester hydrolase activity. The record is from RefSeq and is a predicted model, not a curated record.
AUGUGGCUUCCCGGUCUUGUCUACGGCUUUGGCCUUCUCUCGACUGUAAGGGGAACAAUCAUUCAAAACGGGCAAGUUCGGGAGACCAACUACCUCGAUACUCGGAUCGACUUGGUCGACGAUUCAUACACGACGUACGCCAACGAUGCGUCUGAGAUCAGCUACCUCGGGCGGUGGGAUUCAAAGAAGGUAUCAUGGUGGGCUGCCCCCGGAAUUCGGUUCGGAUUCACAGGACAAACCGUCGCCGUCACUUUCGGCGAGCAUACCAUCGACGGCACCCUCGUCGGAUAUCGCCUCAGCGGUCUCGACUGGCAAUUCACCAAUGUCACAUCUGGCGGCACCCAUCUUUUCAUCAGUCCCGAGGUCCAGGGGGUUGAGCUGACUGCUCCAGUCAGCCCGUCGACCUUCGAGAUGAGGGUCACUAACUGGGGCUACGGUGUCCAGAUCGAUAGCGUACACGUUUCUGAGGGCGAAGAGCUCGUCAAGUUGCCUCGCCAGCCGCGGUUCAUUGAGUUCAUUGGAGAUAGUCUGUCGGCGGGCAUGUAUAAUUCGUAUGAGGCGCUCUCGGGGUUUGCGUACGGGGUCGGGCAGGGCCUGGGAAACACUGAUUAUUCCAUCACGGCAUAUCCUGGCAUCUGCGUCUCUGAUCAGGAUUGCUGGGGAAACACCAGGGGCCAGAGCCAUCAGUGGUUCUACACCACAGACAAUAGUUGGCGUUCCAAGGAGAUUUGGGGCGAUGAACCCGAGCCCUGGGACUUUGGCAAACAGCAAGACGCCGAUCUCGUCAUCAUCAACCUCGGCACGAACGACGCCAAUGCUGCCAACAACGUCACCAAGGAGACCUAUGUCGAGCAUUACAAGCGUCUGAUCCAGGGUAUCCACGGCGUCUGGCCCGACGCCCAGGUCGUCGUCAUGCAAAUGUGGCAAGGCUUCUACCAGGACGGCAAUUCAUACGCCCAGAAUGCCGAUCUACGAGAGGAAGUUUACUCGGUAUACAAGUACUUCAAUUCAGAGGAGUAUCUUAGCAACGCCGUCAUCUGGGAUGGCAUUAACGAGAAGGCCACCAAGACCGAGACGAGCAUAGAACCCUUCGUCCAUUUCUUCAACACGACCGGCAUCCUCCAGCACAACGAUAUUGCCCCUCAGUGGCAUCCUACUGAUGUUGGCCAGAUCAAGGUCGCUAGUCAUUUGAUUCAGUUCAUCACGCAGAAGUUCGGCUGGUACUUGUACGCAACUGGGCCUGAGGUAUUUGCGGACACUCUUUACUGGAAUGACCAGUCUGGCUACUAG